Molecule: messenger RNA, 1038 nt
Organism: Dovyalis caffra
Lineage: Eukaryota; Viridiplantae; Streptophyta; Magnoliopsida; Malpighiales; Salicaceae
Source: the annotation of a GenBank genome assembly
AUGGAGAAAUACAGAAAAUAUUCAGACCCUGAAAGUAAAAAUGCUCUUGCAAAUCUAAUUUCUAGUGAACCAAAUGAGACAUUAGGUACCAAUCCCCCUGGUAAUGUUUAUGCCAUCAAUGAUACCCUGUCAGCUGAAGGUGCAGCUGACGAUUACGAAACCUGUCUGAAACAUUUGGUUCAGACUGGGGUGAUAGAUAAAUCUUCCGUGAGCGGGUUCCCAAAGUUUGAUCUCAUGCUUGUGGGCAUGGGUCCUGAUGGACAUGUAGCCUCUCUGUUCCCUGGCCAUCCACUCCUCAAGGAAAACCAGAAAUGGGUCACACACAUCAAAGAUUCUCCAAAACCACCUCCCGAGAGAAUUACGUUUACCUUCCCUGUCAUCAACUCAUCUGCAUAUAUUGCUCUUGUGGUGUGUGGUGCUGGUAAAGCUAGUGUAGUGCAGACAGCAUUGGGAAAGAAUCAAAACUCUGAGGUGUUCCCUGUUCAAAUGGUUUCUCCCGACGGGGAAUUGAAGUGGUUUUUGGACAAAGAUGCGGCUUCAAAGCUGGAAAAUUUUGUUGAUGCGGUGGUGGGGCGGAGGUGGGAAACGCCGGGUGGUACUGUUGCUGGUGGUGGAGUGAACGGACGAUCCUCUCAUAAUCACAUUGGGAGAAAAACAAAAACCCUAGAAAGAAAAGAUAGUAAGGUAGAGAGCGUGAGGAUGGUUCUUGUAGUAUUUAGUGGGUUGAAUGAGAGGGAAAAAAGGGUUGAUGGCGGAAAGGGAUUUGAUUGUGAGAGAUUGAGGGAAUUUAAGGUGGCCAUGAAGUGCAUUUUGAAGUAUAUUGAAGGAGGAGGGAAAGGGGAAGGGAGUUUGGAGGUGUUUGUGUCUGAUGGAGAGAUUGAUUGUGAAAGGAUUCACAGAUUAGUUUUGAGAGAAAUUAGGAGGUUGGAAGAUGGGUUGCCUAUUUAUGCUGAUAGGCAGCAGAUUUUGGAAACAAUUCGCAGCAAACAGCUUUACCUAUCAGCUUAUGGAAUUCAUUCCACCAAGGUUUCAAAGUGA